AUGCUGUCAGACCAGCAGUACACCCACAAACAUGAGAGACAAAUCAUGCUGUCAGACCAGCAGUACACCCACAAACAUGAGAGACAAGUCAUGCUGUCAGACCAGCAGUACACCUACAAACAUGAGAGGCAAGUCAUGCUGUCAGACCAGCAGUACACCUACAAACAUGAGAGGCAAAUCAUGCUGUCAGACCAGCAGUACACCCACAAACAUGAGAGACAAGUCAUGCUGUCAGACCAGCAGUACACCCACAAACAUGAGAGACAAGUCAUGCUCUCAGACCAGCAGUACACCCACAAACAUGAGAGACAAAUCAUGCUGUCAGACCAGCAGUACACCCGCAAACAUGAGAGACAAAUCAUGCUGUCAGACCAGCAGUACACCCACAAACAUGAGAGACAAGUCAUGCUCUCAGACCAGCAGUACACCAACAAACAUGAGAGACAAAUCAUGCUGUCAGACCAGCAGUACACCCACAAACAUGAGAGACAAAUCAUGCUCUCAGACCAGCAGUACACCUACUAA
Molecule: messenger RNA, 525 nt
Organism: Haliotis rufescens (red abalone)
Lineage: Eukaryota; Metazoa; Mollusca; Gastropoda; Lepetellida; Haliotidae
Product: sex-determining region Y protein-like
Exons: 1
Coding region: 1-525 (174 amino acids)
Source: RefSeq, a predicted model, not a curated record